CGGCGAAGUUCAGCUGUGGAAAAAUUCUUACCUGCUCUUCCACUUAACCGUUGAUACUUGAAUGGUACAACAGGAAUAGCGCAUAACGGGCACAAAAUUAUUACACACUUAGAAAUUGGGUAGACCUACCUGAAGUAGGUACGUGAGAAGCGUGAAUGCCACCCUUUCAGAGGAGUUGGUAUAAAAUGUCUAUGUGUAAGGUUGCGACGAAAGUAAGGAUCUGGAACGGUCCUUUUCUUUGGGGAGAACCUUCUGCCACAAAUCUGCGUAUAUGCACUAUCUCGACCCCCAUUUUGUGGAUACUGAAUUUCAGCAUUUGGUCUAAUCCUCUUCCAACGGGUCUGAUAUGCCUCCAUUUUUUCGAAUGGCUUCGAUUUCGAAAUCCACUGUUUCAUGUGCAUUAGUAUCAAGCACCUAGUAAUUAUAUAUUUGCCUUCCCUAUCGCUGCGAUUAUCUUCAAUGACUCGCGAUUUUUAAAUCCCAUUGAUUGUGGUUGACUGAAAACCCAUACUCAGUCUUUGAGUAAACAUUCUCACGCACGUAAAUUGUAUUUAUCAACGAAAACAGGAAUUCCACAAUAAUCGAUGAGUCAGUUAUAUCCCAACCUUCACUUUUUGUUCAGUACGCCUUGACCCAGAACGCGAAUAAAACGUAAAAUGUUUUCGUUUCUUGUAAUAGCCGCCGGUUUAUGCCUUCUGGCAUACUAUAUACUAAUUAGACCGUUUCAACAUUGGUCUAACCGGGGUGUUGUUCAACUCAGUGUCGCGAAACUAUGGUGGGGCAAUAUUAAGGCAACCUUGCAGUUAUCGCCAGUAGCCGAUGGACUUAUAAAGCUCUACGAACAGUUCCCAGAUUGCAGGUAUUUUGGAUCCUACCAACUGAUGAGUCCGAUGCUCCUAAUUAAAGAUAUCGACCUAAUUAAGCAGCUGGGAGUAAAAGAUUUUGAUCAUUUCGUGGACCACAACCAACUUUCGAACGAGAAGUGUGAUCCUUUGUGGGGGAAAAACUUAAUCGCGUUGAAAGGUGACAGAUGGCGAGACACGCGCGCCACCCUUAGCCCAUCGUUUACGAGCAGCAAAAUGAAGGGCAUGUUCAAUUUGAUGUUGGAAUGCGCGGAACAUUUCGUCCAGUACUUCCAGCACGACGGCGGUUCCGAAACGGUGGUGGUUGAACUGAAGGACGUUUUCACGAGGUACACCAAUGACGUGAUCGCGUCGGCGUCGUUCGGUGUAAAGUGCAAUUCGCUGGAGGAUCGCGAAAAUGAAUUUUACAUGAUGGGAAAGGAGGCGACAAACUUCACGGGGUUCUGGCGGAAUCUCUCGCUACUUUUAAUGAUUAGCUGUCCUAAACUGGCAAACUAUCUUGGUAUGCGGGUGUUCAGCGCAGAAGUAUGCCGGUUUUUCCGAACGUUGGUGGUGGGAAAUAUGAGGGAACGCGAGGCUAAAGGAAUUGUUCGACCUGAUAUGAUCCAUCUUUUAAUGGAAGCGAAGAAGGGGCGGCUAAAGCACGACGAUCAUAUCACCGGAGUGAUGGAUAAAGGAUUUGCGGUUCUUGAGGAGUCUGCGAUAGGAAAGGAAGAAAAGAGGCAGAAAAUACAGUUGACCGAUGACGACGUAACGGCUCAGGCGCUCAUUUUCUUCUUUGCCGGAUUCGAUACGGUUUCCACUCUGAUGUGCUUCGUCGCGUAUGAGCUCGCCGUCAACCCGGUCAUACAGCAAAGGCUUCAAGAAGAGGUUGACUUCACUUUGGAGGAAUGCAAGGGCCGUUUAACCUACGAGGCCUUGCUGAAAAUGGAAUACUUGGACAUGGUGAUAUCAGAAACCCUACGGAAAUGGCCCAGUGGACUUGCACUCGAUAGAGUAUGCGUGAAACCAUACACCAUACAACCUGAGACCGAUGGAGAAAAGCCGAUUCAUCUACGCAAAGGAGACCUCGUUAUGUUCCCUUUAUACGCUAUACAUCGCGAUGAGAAGUUUUACCCGUGCCCCGACCGUUUCGAUCCGGAAAGGUUUAGCAGCGAAAACAAAAACAACAUCGCACCCUACACUUUUAUACCCUUCGGCGUGGGGCCCCGCAGUUGCAUAGGAAACAGAUUCGCCUUACUUGAGACCAAAAGCUUAAUUUUCAACAUAUUGCAGCAUUUCGACAUUGUUGUUGUUGAAAAAUCGGUUGUUCCGAUCAAACUUUCGCGUAAGCAGUUUAGUCUUAACGCAGAAGGUGGGUUCUGGUUCGGUUUUAAACCAAGAAGUACUUCUAAAGCUCAUAGUUUGUAAGCAAUGAUGCACCAUGGGUAACAAUUUUUUUUGAUGGAUGUAUACAGUAAAAUAAAUUGUGAAAAUCU
Messenger RNA from Photinus pyralis (common eastern firefly), 2341 nucleotides. RefSeq names its product cytochrome P450 9e2-like. Bases 657 to 2273 code for a protein of 538 amino acids. The record is from RefSeq and is a predicted model, not a curated record. The transcript is spliced from 5 exons. Gene Ontology annotation, molecular function: monooxygenase activity; oxidoreductase activity, acting on paired donors, with incorporation or reduction of molecular oxygen; iron ion binding. NCBI's taxonomy places the organism in Eukaryota, Metazoa, Arthropoda, Insecta, Coleoptera, Lampyridae.